AUGAAGUGCGAAGACUUCUCUUACCGUCGAGAGGAAGCCCCAGGUACCCCGCUCCUACGUACAUCUAGCGGGGGUUUUUUGACCGGUAAACUGCCCUUCACCGUGUUUUUUACUGGAGUGACCUCUCCAGGGGCGGGUGUGGAUAGAAGAAAGAAGCCAGGAGGUGCCCAAGCAGCUGGCCCUUGUGAGACUGAGCUUUGUCUGGUUUCUACCCGUCGACAAGGUGAACCUCAUGGUCACGAAGAUCUUCAACGAAUUCCUCUCUACAUCCAACUACGCAGUUACGAAUGGGAAAGUCAACCAAUCAAACCGUGUUAG
Molecule: messenger RNA, 318 nt
Organism: Echinostoma caproni
Lineage: Eukaryota; Metazoa; Platyhelminthes; Trematoda; Plagiorchiida; Echinostomatidae
Source: the annotation of a GenBank genome assembly